GUUUGAGUUUUUAAUGAAGCAAUCCAACCCAUCUCGGAAUUUAACAGUUGUGUAAGCAAUUUAUAAAAUCACAACAAAUUUCUUAUUUUUAAAAGUUAGCUUUAUAUUUGAUUUGGACAAACAAUAUACAAUAUGCAGUCCUCACAGUACCUUAGUCAACUGAACGCCUUCGAAAAGAUGAGCGAUGAACCGUGGCCGGAAGACGCAGUACUUUAUCAGCCGUACGAAGCGGAGCAGAUUCUCUUGCCAGAACACGCUAGUUGCUUAGCUGUUAAAGCGUAUCUCAAAAUGUGUCAACUACCAUUUGAAGUACGCUCAUGUGCAAAUGCCGAAUAUAUGUCACCAGGUGGACGUAUGACAAAGCUGCCAUUUAUACGUGCCGGAGAAUUCAUAAUGGCUGAAUUUGAACCGAUCGUCAAUUUUAUUGAGCACAAGGGUUCCGCUAUCGGACAGUGGUUGGACGAUGACAGCAAAGCUGAUAUGCGUACAUAUGUAUCAUUGGCUGAAAACAUUUUCACAAUGGCCGAACUCUACAUUAGCUUUAUCAAUAAAACUGUGUAUGACAAAGUGACAGCACCACGGAACGGCUGUGUUUUUCCAUGGCCACUUAAUCUGAUACAAAAUUACUCGAAACGACGCAAUACACUGCGUUUGCUGAAGGUGUAUCAAUGGAACGAUAUGACAAUUGAAGAUGUUAUUGAAAAGGUGGAGAAAUGUUGCGAGACAUUAACCUUGAAACUCGAAGAAUCACCCGACACACCGUUCUUUUACUCCGAUCAACCAUGCGAAUUGGACGCUAUUGCCUUUGGACAUCUUUUUGCUAUUAUAACAACGGAUUUGCCAAAUAUGGCACUUGCACAGACAGUGCGAAAAUUCAAACGUUUGGUAGAGUUCUGCCAAUUUAUUGAUGGAAAAUAUUUCCAAAUGAGUAAAUGAAUCUGAAUUGCUAAGCCGAUCCAAGAUGCGAGCAAUCCCACUUAUACAUACAUAUUUACUGCUAUACAUUUUCUAUAUUAUAAUAUUCAGAUAUACAUACAUAUAUGAAUAUGUGUACAUGCAUAUAAAAAUAAAUUGUUAAUUAAAAUCUAUGAAACUAUUUUGAGAUAUUUUAAAUAAAUGCGAAAUACGGUUGAAAUUCCAUAAAUCGAACUCUUGAACUGGCUAUAGAAGUAAAAUUUCAUACAAAUUACCUUCCAUAACUCGAUGUUUUUUUGUGGAUUAUGGUGAUUCGUGUUAGGGAAGUUCAGCUGUAGUUUAUUUUAAUUAAAAAAAAAGUACAAUUCUUUAACCUAAGCUAAAUAGAAAUUAAUUAAAUUGGCAUUUACAUUUGCGCCAAUUCGUAUUUUAAACAUAUUUUUAAGGCAUUAAACCUUGUCUGCCGAAAAUAACUGCAGAUAAAUUGUAUAAACCUAAACAGACAAACAAGUUAGGUUAUGUUUACUCAAGCUGUCAACUGUCUCACAAAUGAUAAAUAAAAAACAUUGGUUUUCAUUGUAGAUAUUGAUUUAAUUUAAAUUUAUUAUCGUUUACAUUUUAAUUAUAAGAAAUUAGCAGCGUAAUUAAUUUUAUUUGUUUUGCGUUUUUAAUUAAUUACAUUACUUCACAAAGUUUGGGUUUUUCUUCAAUAUGACAAAUCCUUCCAUUACGGGUGUAAGCGAAAUGUACUCAUCUGUGGCCAAUUCAGCGCGUUCACCCAUCGCGAGCAGUACAGGUGUUGUAUGAG
This is a messenger RNA of Zeugodacus cucurbitae (melon fly), 1723 nucleotides long. RefSeq names its product metaxin-2. The transcript is spliced from 2 exons. The record is from RefSeq and is a predicted model, not a curated record. The coding region runs from base 133 to 936 and encodes 267 amino acids. Gene Ontology annotation, cellular component: SAM complex. Lineage: Eukaryota; Metazoa; Arthropoda; Insecta; Diptera; Tephritidae. Gene Ontology annotation, biological process: mitochondrion organization.